AAUACAACAAAGCCUCAUUUCAAGGGCAAAAGAUAAAACUCUCUCUCUCUCUCUCUCUCCCUCCCUCUCUCUCAAGAAUCGAAAACCUCUCUGGCUCUCUCUAGGGUUUCUCCAAAGUUCGCACUCAAAUUCUACGCAGGCAGCUUCGAAUCCCAUCCCGCAGCUCAGUGCCUCACCUUCCUCAUCGAAAUCUCUCUCUUUUAGUACCAUUUUUUUGUCGCGCCGUUGAGAAUCGGAGACAUAUGGAUACGGCGUCGUCUUCGGUGGUCGUCGAUUGAGUUAAAGGAAAUCGUUAUUUGCAUGUUGUGGGGUUAUAUACUAACAUGGAGAGCAGUAUUGUGGUGGAGGGGAGUCCUUGUAAGAGCAAUUCCAAUACUGUCUCCAAGUCUGACGGAUCGUUUAUUCAGAUUGACUCGAUAUCAAUAGAUCUUGUCAGUGCUAAGGAUAAGAGUGGUGCUGGAAAGUGUGAGCAUUUCUCUAUUCGUGGAUAUGUCUCUGAGAUUCGCAAAAAAGAUUGGAAGAUAUGUCAUCCAUUUUCUUUAGAGGGUGUCCGGAAUGAGUCUGAGAAGCAAACAUCUUUUCUUCCCCCUUUAGAUGUUCCAAAAUUCAGAUGGUGGCGUUGCCAAAAUUGUCUGAGUGAGGUUGCUGCUAAAGAUUAUGGAACGCUCUUUAAUUGUUGUAGUACUAAAUGUAGAUCCAAUAGCACUUGUUCCCAUGUGGGCAGUGCUGCAGUGCUUUCAGGUUUCCAGCAGGUUCCCAAGCUAGUCCAUAAUGGAAGACCAGUUGAAGACAAUAAUUCUACUAAAUUGAGCAAUGACGCCCAUCUUUUAUUAUGUAGUGACAAGAAAGAAAAGAAAGCUGAAGUUGCACACAGCACUAUUAAAGGCCAUGACGUUAGUUCAGAAGAUAAUGUUAAGCAGGAAGUCCCCAAAUUAACAAGUAAUGUACCAGAAGUUAAUUCAAGCAUGAUACAAGAAAGGCACACAAACGACACGGUGGCUUUCAAAUCAAAAUGCAAUGGAUCUAUUGAGUUUUAUGAGCCAGGCAGUGGGAGGCAUGGAGUUGCUGAUGCUAAUCUCAAAUGCAUAGUUAUGGAUUCUGCUGAACUUUUUCAUACAGGAACACAAACUUCUCCGAAUGAUCAAUGCAUAGAGUUAACAAAAACCUGUCAGACGUUUGGGUUAGGUGGUAUGGUUGAUGGGGCGCCUAAUGCUGUCAAAGCUCAUACAAAUGGACAUCCUGUGCUGGAAUUAGAUGAGUUUGAUCAUGAAGCAUCUGAAAGUGCUGAAGUUAUGGUUGACGAUCAUCUAGAUAAGUCAAGUUAUUUUCAUCGUAGAAAAACUCGAAAGGUGCGUCUGCUGACUGAGUUAUUGUGUGAAAAUGGUGAUGCAAAGAAUGAUCACACUGAGACAGAUAAUUCUCCAUCCAAUGGAAACCCUGAUGCAUUUGCAGGGUUACAUACAAUUUCUGUUCCCCAAGGUCAGUUGGCAUUCCAAGGAAAUGUUAAAAGGGGUAUGGGUCAGAAUAGGAAGAGGAAGAUGCUUCAGGAUGAAGAGUGGAUACCUUCAGAAAUGAUCCCUCCAAAUAAUUUGAAUAAAAAAGUUCAGACAUGGAAGGGAGAUACAAAAGCAGCUGAUGCAAUUAUGGUUAAUGAAUUUGAAGAUGCUAUUGCAGGAAUAGGUUUAAAAACUGAUAUGAAGAGCCAUCCAAGAAAAAGUAUAAAUGAUAGAAGUCCUGCGAUAGGCAAGAAUAAAUAUAAAAAGAUCAAAGUUGCUGAUGCAUCUUUGCCGUUAGCGCUGCCCCAAGUAAAUGUGCAAAAAGAAAUUCAUGACAAAAUUGGAAAUUCAAGUAAGAGCAAUGCUGCUGACAUUGUUUCUUUCAGAUUUGCUCAUGAUGGAUUCACAGGCAGAAGAACGGAUCCUUGUCCUUUUCUUGCUCUAAGAACAGAGAGAAGACCUGAUAUGUGCCAAAAUAAGAACAAGAAUCCACAAGUGGAUGGAGGCCAAGCUUCUCUAUUUCCUUGGACCAAUGGCAUGCUCAGGAAUGAUCCAUUUGCACGGAAAAAUGUAGAUUUCAUGCAAACUGGAUCUGUAACUGUACCGUUUCAAUCACCACAAGAUUCAUCCACUGUAAAAGGGUUGCAUCUUUCAGUUAAUAGCAUUUUGGCUGCGCAAAGAUAUGACACAGAAUUUAUUCCUCGAGUUGAAGAUGGUCUACCUUCCUUAUCACGUUGGCAAGAUGGCACUCCCAAAGUAGAUCAGGUUAUGAGGAAAAAUAUAGAGAUCAACAAUGUUGGAGAUCCAAAUAUUCCAUAUAGAUCUCCGCCAGAUGCCUUUUUCAGUAAAGGAGUAAAUUGCGAAUUCAGUAGUAAGAUAACCACCUUCAGAAUGCCUCUCCUGAAUGGGAUUCAAAACUGCAGCUCUUGGGUUGAGGAUGGGGAGUGUUCCCAAAGUCACCAAAUGGAUUUUUCUGGAGUAAGCAACAUUGAAAAAACUAUUAAAGCUCUGGAACAUUCAGCUGUUGAGAAGAAACAUAGUAACCAAAAAACUGACAAGGUGUCUGAGCAGGGAGCUUCAGAUGACAUACCCAUGGAAAUUGUCGAGCUCAUGGCAAAAAAUCAGUAUGAGAGGUGUCUUCAUGAUGCUGAAAAUAAGAAACAACUGUUGGAAACAACAAAUAAUACAAGAAAUGUUCAAAUGAUGGAUUGUACAAAUACAUAUGGUAAUGGGGAGUUGAGACUAUUACAGGGGGAAAUAACUCGGAAACGAAAAUCUCAGGCAAGGAAUGGGAGGAAUGGCAUAAUCACAAAAGACAAAAAUGUGGGACCGACCAAACAAAAAUCAGUUGAUUACUUUUCUCAUAUUGAUAGAAACCACAUGAAUUUGAGCUACGUCGAUCAAACUCAGACUCCUACAGGGUUUAGGUCUUUUGCUCAGUCCCAAAAGAAGCCAUCAAGUGGAGUCCAAUUUUCUGCUAGCAGUUCCAGCAGACACAGUAGUGGUCAGAAUUGCAAAUGGAAUGGGGCUAUGGUGGGGCACGGGCCUUCUCAUGCUAGUUUACAGGCCUUGGGAGGAUGUAACGCACACCAGACAGUUCCACAAUGUAGUGAAGCACCUGUUCAUCUUUGGUCAACCUUGAAUCCAAAUGAAAUGCACUUUGGCUAUAAAAUACCUCAAAAGGGUGUAGCUCAGGCUACUAAUAUAGAUAUGCUUUCACGCUGUCCCGAUUCACUGCAUAUGGAGAAUAUGAACAGCGAUAAUGGUCUGAAGUUUUUGAAUCUAAAUCCUACCAGCCUUGAUAAGCACAAUAUGAACUGUGGGUCUGAAAGUUUCAGCCGAACUAAUGCAGAGUACUCAUUAGCUUGCAAACAUAAUGGAAUUGGGCUUCCUCAAAAUUUGAUGGGGUCGUUAGAUCUCUAUUCUAAUGAAACCAUACCAGCAAUGCAUUUGCUCAGCCUUAUGGAUCCAGGGAUGCGGUCAGGGCCUACCUUCAAUAUGAGUGGAACACCAGAGUUCCCUAAGAGACCUUCCUUUCCUCAUGAUCAUAAAUCUGAGUUUCCCAGGAUGGAGAUUGGUACAUAUAAGACCAUGGAUUCCAUGAAACCACCAUCAUCUAACUAUUGUGCUAAAAGUCAAUUUUCUGAGGAGUCCCAUGGUUGUUUUCAUUGCACUCAAACAGUUUGUGCGUCAGCUUCUUCAUUUCAACACGAGAAAGGUCUCCAAAGGGCUACUAAUUUUACUGGUCAAGUUGCCUUGAAGUCUCGAGAGAAAGACAAGGCAAAAAGCUCUAAUCCACCCACGCAGAACAGAGGUCAUAGAUCAGAAAAUUUUGUAUUCCCCAGUGGUAGUUUAGGCACAAAUCAUGGAGCUAUUCCUGUCCAUAGUGUGCAGAAGAGGUUCUUCGUUGGUGCAUCUGAUUCUACUGUUUCUACCUUGCCAUAUCACAAAAUGGAGAAUUCAACUCCACAUCCCAAAAACAGUUCUGUGUCUGAAAUGUGCAGUAUUAAUAUGAAUCCGGCUGAUUUUUGCAUGCCAAGAAAAGGAAGUAUAUACAUGAUUAGAGGUGAAGAUUUAAAAUUUGGAAAGGUGGUUCCUUCUCAAAGCAGGCCUGGCUUAAUUAAUUUGGACAGGCGCAAGCGGCAUAGGAAGCACAGUACUGUGAAAGAACGUUUACAACAUUGAAUUCUGUGACACAGUUCCCAAAAUUCAUACCGGUGAAGUCUUAAAUGUCUUGGCAGCUGCUGUAAAUUGAGAAUGUCUUUUUUGAGGAUUAGGCAGCAACUUGCAGUCAUAUAUUUUGACAGAGCUGAUUGUUGAUGUGCUUUGACAUACGGUCAUCCUUGGCAUUUUCCAUAUCCAAAGCUAAGCUGUGAAAGCCAUGAUGGUGCAAAUGAAGGCCUGUAUAUAAGUACAUAUACCCCCCCAGUCCUGUAUAAGUUUAUAAUGUAUGAGAUAUUGUAUGUUGGUGUGAGUCACAAGGUUAUGUAUAAUCCUCAAGAUUACCCCUCAGUUUUAGGAAGGGUUUACUUGUUACUUCUGUUUCAAAUCAACCUCAAUGGCCAACAAGUAGGAGUGGAAACGAAUAGACGGUAUUUUAGUUGAAUGCAUGUAUGAGGAUAACCCCAAGGGGGGUAUCAACACUUAUCAAUUAAUGACUUCUUUGUAGAUAGCAAGGAGAGACACCGUGAGUCAUGGGAAUACGACUUACAAGAUAUAAUGGACUA
Molecule: messenger RNA, 4723 nt
Organism: Alnus glutinosa
Lineage: Eukaryota; Viridiplantae; Streptophyta; Magnoliopsida; Fagales; Betulaceae
Product: protein EMBRYONIC FLOWER 1
Exons: 7
Coding region: 324-4181 (1285 amino acids)
Biological process (GO): negative regulation of DNA-templated transcription; negative regulation of flower development; shoot system development
Source: RefSeq, a predicted model, not a curated record